Molecule: messenger RNA, 267 nt
Organism: Staurois parvus
Lineage: Eukaryota; Metazoa; Chordata; Amphibia; Anura; Ranidae
Source: the annotation of a GenBank genome assembly
CCGUUCUGUAUCUGCCACCCCCCUCUGCAAAUCCCUCCACUGACCUCCACUCAGUGUCCUCCACCCCUCUCUGCCAAUCCCUCCACUGACCUCCACUCAGUGUACUCCAUCCCUCUCUGCCAAUCCCUCCACUGGCCUCCACUCAGUGUCCUCCACCCCUCUCUGCCAAUCCCUCCACUGGCCUACACUCAGUGUCCCCCACUCCUCUCUCUGCCAAUCCCUCCACUGACCUCCACUCAGUGUCCUCCACCCCCCUCUGCCAAUCCC